AGUUUUCGGAAGAACAUUACGGGUAUAUAAACUGCGUGCAAAGGGAGGCGUUGUAAGUUUUACUUUAUGACUUUCUUCAACAACCACAACAUGACUCGCUUGCUUUUCCUCGGAUUUUUAAGCUGGCACUUAUUGGCUGACUGCAAAGCAAUAAUCAGGAUUCCUCUGCACAAGACUCCGACCGUGCGGCAAAUGUUGGCAGACAAUGGAAGGACUUUUGAAGACAUCAAAUCAAUGACCAAGUUAUUUGAAAAAACUUCCAAUAAUAUGCCUUCAACUACAGCAGUGCCAACACCUGUGGAAAAACUCACCAACUUCAUGGAUGCCCAAUAUUUUGGAGUGAUCAGUAUUGGGACGCCUCCUCAGGAAUUCACCGUACUCUUUGACACGGGAUCAUCCAACCUCUGGGUUCCAUCUGUUCAUUGCUCCAUUCUGGACAUAGCGUGCUGGACGCACCAUCGCUACAAUUCGAAAAAGUCAAGCACGUUCGUUCAGAACGGAACAGAAUUUUCAAUCCGGUAUGGCAGAGGCAGUUUGUCUGGCUUCAUCAGUCAGGAUACCGGUCACUGUGAUUGUCGUCUGUAGUUGGCAGGGUUGAAGGUGCCAAAGCAGCAGUUUGGUGAGGCGGUCAAGCAGCCUGGCAUCGUGUUCGCUGUGGCACGCUUCGAUGGCAUCCUGGGCAUGGGAUAUCCUGCCAUUUCUGUGGACGGCAUCACACCGGUGUUUGACACAGCCAUGGCUGCCAAAAUCCUGCCUCAGAAUGUCUUCUCUUUUUACAUCAACAGAGACCCUGCGGGUGAGGUCGGAGGUGAGCUGAUGCUGGGGGGUUUUGACCAGCAGUAUUUUGACGGCGAUCUGCAUUACGUCAACGUCACGAGGAAAGCCUACUGGCAGAUCAAGAUGGAUGAAGUUCAAGUGGGCAGUACCCUCACGCUGUGCAAAAGCGGUUGCCAAGCUAUUGUCGACACAGGAACGUCUAUGAUUACAGGACCGGUUCAAGAGGUACGAGUGCUGCAGAAAGCCAUCGGAGCUUUGCCACUGCUUAUGGGAGAGUACUGGAUUGACUGUAAGAGGAUUCCAUCACUUCCUGCUAUAUCCUUCAGUAUGGGUGGGAAGAUGUUCAACCUUACUGGUGAAGACUAUGUUUUUAAGGUGACUCGUACGGGAGUUAGUAUCUGCCUGUCUGGUUUCAUGGCUAUGGAUAUCCCGCCCCCUGCUGGGCCCCUGUGGAUUCUGGGAGAUGUUUUCAUCGGCCGAUAUUACACUGUGUUUGAUAGGGAAGCUGAUCGUGUGGGGUUCGCUACUGCCAAGUGACGACUGAGUAAAUCACGCUGUUGUAUAUCUGGAUGGCCAGGUGUUAAGAGUUGAGUGAAAACUCUUAUUAUAUUCAGUCUUAUUUGAAUUAUGCCCUUUAAGUGAUGUAAGAAAUAAACAGAAGCAGUAAUGCUUUACUGUAAGGGUCUACAAUGUGUUAAAUGAGUUCAUGCGAUAGCUAAUUUGAAAUGACAAUGAACAAUGUUUACAUUUAUUGUUAUUGCCAUUUCUAACACAUUCAAGUUGAAUUAAUGUAAAAACGUUUGUUAGUAAUACAUGAAAAGUAUUCAUUUCGGAUGAUUCUGGGUUAAUGUUGUUGUUCAUUGUUACUUCAUAAGAUCUAAUGAAUCAUCUAUUCAAUCCCACUGUAAAGAGUUAUAACAGUGCUCGAAGUAAAUAAUUUACCAAAGAACUAAAUUUGAAGUUUCUACUGUAUGUGCUUCUGCUUUUUUGUUGAAGCUUUACAGUUUGUUUUAUUUUGCACUCAAGUUCAAAAGAUUAAAAGUGAAGAGUUAAAAAAAC
Messenger RNA from Triplophysa dalaica, 1836 nucleotides. It is a transcript of the gene napsa, whose product is annotated as napsin A aspartic peptidase. Gene Ontology annotation, biological process: proteolysis. Gene Ontology annotation, molecular function: aspartic-type endopeptidase activity. The transcript is spliced from 9 exons. The record is from RefSeq and is a predicted model, not a curated record. Lineage: Eukaryota; Metazoa; Chordata; Actinopteri; Cypriniformes; Nemacheilidae. Gene Ontology annotation, cellular component: lysosome.